Messenger RNA from Penicillium chermesinum, 885 nucleotides. Its product is annotated as SIR2 family NAD-dependent protein deacylase. Gene Ontology annotation, molecular function: NAD+ binding; histone deacetylase activity, NAD-dependent. The coding region runs from base 1 to 885 and encodes 294 amino acids. The record is from RefSeq and is a predicted model, not a curated record. NCBI's taxonomy places the organism in Eukaryota, Fungi, Ascomycota, Eurotiomycetes, Eurotiales, Aspergillaceae. The transcript is spliced from 3 exons.
AUGGGCAACGAAGAGUCGACUGUGGUGGAUGAUUCCACUCCCCCAUCGGUGCUGGAAUCGCGCACUAUGGAGGGGGUGGCCAAGUACAUCAAAGAUCAUGAGGUGAAAAAGAUAGUAGUCAUGGUGGGAGCAGGAAUCAGUACCUCUGCAGGCAUACCUGAUUUUCGAUCUCCGGAUACAGGUCUCUACGCGAACCUCGAAUUCUUAGAUCUGGAAGAGCCGGAGCAGGUCUUCGACAUCAGUUUCUUCCGCGAGAACCCUAAGCCAUUCUACGCCUUAGCCAAGGAGCUUUAUCCCGGUCGGUACAGACCUACCAUCGCUCACUCUUUUAUCAAGCUACUCUACGAUAAGGGUAUGCUUUUGAAACACUUCACCCAAAAUAUCGACUGCCUCGAGCGACAGGCCGGGGUUCCGGGGGACAUGAUCGUGGAAGCCCAUGGCAGCUUUGCGACCCAGAGAUGCAUUGAUUGCCAGAAAGCGUUCCCUGACGAUCAAAUGCGCGAGCAUGUUGCACAGGCCUCGAUCCCACACUGCCCCGACUGCAAUGGGCUCGUCAAACCCGAUAUUGUCUUUUUUGGAGAAGCCCUGCCCCGCGAGUUCUUUGAAGAACGCUCCAAGCCGGAACUCGCAGAGCUGUGUAUCGUGAUGGGGACCAGCCUGACGAGGGAACCCCCCCGUGUUCUCAUCAACAUGGAGAAGGUCGGUGGAUUGGGAUCUCGCGCUGACGACGUUCUCCUCCUGGGCGACUGCGAUGCUGGAGUCCGGAAAUUUGCUAAGGCUAUGGGGUGGGAGGAGGAGUUGGAGGCGCUGUGGGAAAAGACGAACCCAGACCCCAAGGACCGGGAGAGGAAAAUGCGCCCCUGGAGGACCGCGAUGAACAACUGA